CAGAAUAACUCAUUUAUUGAAGAAAAAAAUUAACUAUUUACCGAAAUAUACAAUUUCCAGAGAAAUCAUGAAUGUUUUGAAUUGUUUGCAUCAUGGCCUGCCUUUACGGCAGUCGUGAGAUAAAUUUAUUGCUAUCUAUUUCGUUUCCUCGUUUUUUCCGCUAUAAAAUCGUGCUCACAGAGUUUAUUGAAUUUCAUUUUGAAGCAUGGUCGUACUUGUAUUUUUCUAUUUCAUUUUAUUGUGUGUCUGUGGUGUGUGUUCCCGCGUUUUUUUCCCACCGUGUAUAUAACGUUCCGUGAAUCGAUUCAGAGAAGAUUCAUGAGAGGAAUGUGAACCAAUUUCUCGAUUUAUGACAGAAAGUGACUUCAGUUUUACAAUAAAUCGAUCUAGUGAUUAAUAAAGUGUUAGAAAGUCAUAUAGGUAAGCAAAUAAACGAAGAAACCUGGAAUAUUUUUGGGUCUAAAAUAUCACUAUGCAUGAGAUCGUUCGGCCACGUAUACUCGACAUGUUGAUAGUGAGAAAAUAAACAUUUAAUUUUAAGCAUCUAUGAGAAUGGCACCACCAAAAGUUUUAAAUGUGCAAACUAAACAAAGUAAUACUAAUGUAACAAAUGGAAGAAAAAGAAUAACAACAAGAAGUCAAAAUGCUGGUAUGAAUAAUGUUUUACAAAAAGCACCUGUUACUAAAGAGUCUCGGGUUAAAAGGAAAGCAGAUGCAUCUCCACAGAAAGAGAAAACAGCCAAGAGAUCUGCGUUAGGAAACAUUACUAAUGCAAUUGGGAAAACGUUGGGUGCACAUCAAACACACGAACCAAAGAAAGUAAUAAAGAAAGCAACCACUACCACUACUACACAAAUAAAACCAUUCACUCAGACAAGUUCCAUACGAACGCUUGACAAAGGUAUUAGCAAACCGGAGGUAGUACCUCAGAAACCAAAGCCAGUUCCUCGCGUAAAACCAGUUAAAAAGGACGAUGAUAAAAUUGAAAUACCUACGAAGAUUGUAAAUGUUAGACGUAGUUUAGAUUUAGAAAAAUCAGACGACAGUUCGCUGUAUGUAAGUGCAUUGGACGAUGUGGGAGAUGUGUCGAGAAAGGGUAGAAAAAGCAGUGUUCAGCCCGAAGAAGCUGAAAAGUCAGAAAUAAAAAGUGCAGUGAUUGAAAUUCAAGAGCCUGUAAAGACUGAAGCAAAAGUCGAAACAGCUAAGUUAGAUGCACCCCCUGAAAGAGUAUUACCAGGAGGAGUUGAAUGGGAUUUUGACGUGGAAAAUUGGUUGGAUCCAUUUCAAGUCUCUCAUUAUGCCAUGGAUAUCUUUAAUUAUUUGAAGGACAGAGAAAGUUUGUUUCCUAUUGGAGAUUAUAUGGAAAAGCAGGUGUGCCUUUCACGGUGGAUGAGAGCAUUAUUAAUUGACUGGAUGGUUGAAGUGCAAGAAUCUUUUGAGCUCAAUCAUGAAACUUUGUAUUUGGCUGUGAAAUUAGUUGACCUGUACCUGACCAAAAUAACUGUUGGAAAAGAAACAUUACAGUUAUUAGGUGCUGCAAGUCUUUUCAUAGCUAGUAAAUACGACGAAAGGAUACCACCUAUGAUCGACGAUUUUUUGUAUAUAUGUGACGGUGCUUAUUCUCAAAGAGAAUUGAUUAGAAUGGAAAUUAGUGUGUUAAAAGUGAUUGAUUUUGAUCUUGGUAUACCUCUUUCGUACAGGUUUCUUAGACGAUAUGCAAGGUGCGCUAAAGUGUCAAUGCCAACGUUAACAUUAGCUCGAUAUAUUUUGGAAUAUUCAUUGAUGGAUUAUUCGACAAUAAUGUUUAGCGACAGUAAAAUGGCCGCGGCUGCACUACUACUUGCAUUACAGAUGAAAGAUUUAGGAGGAUGGACCUCGACCUUAGAAUAUUAUAGUGGUUAUAAAGUUGACGACAUACGGAACAUUGUACACGUUUUGAAUCAAGGACUACAUCGGAAACACAAAGAAGCUUUAACUACUGUCCGCAACAAAUACAGUCACAAGAUAUUCUUUGAAGUAGCAAAGCUGCCAUUAAAAGAUACUUUAGAUAUAUAAAUUAGUAUAAACGAGAAACAGAUAGGUAACUAUUUCUACGGUUGAUAAUACAUAGGAUGUUUAAUUAUUGAUAGAUAGCUUGUAAUGGAAUUUAUAAUAAGAAAGAUGGCCGCCAAGCGUUAAUUUAUAAAUAUAAAUCGAUAACACGAUGAUGUACCUCGUGUAAUAACGCAAUUAUAACAAUCAAAUUUCCAAAUUAUUGAUUAUCCUAAAGUCAUAAGAAAGUCAAUUACCUGUGAAACUUAAUUUGAACCUAACGAAGCCAUCCAUAGACUACAUUAAAGAACUCACGAAUACCACGAUUUUUUUGUCUUUUUUUAAUUAUUUAUACUACGUUUGUACUCUCUUAUAUUAUUCUACAACCUCAGUAUUUGUAAUUUAUUUUAAUUUCUUUUUUGUUGAGAAAUUUAUUUUAGCGCCACACUUUAUAUUUCGUAAAAAUUCUGAUCAAAGAAAACAGUAUCCUCAAAACCAUUUUUUUUAUAAAUGCUAAGAUUGAUAUAAAUCUUUUAUUUUUACUUAUUAUUUUUGUAAUUGUGCGUCAUGUUUAUCUUACAAUAUUUCACCGUAGAAUCAAUUGGGACACGUACAUAUACAUUAAUAAAUAAAGCAUUGCGUAGCGUGCAUACUUUAAUAAGUCGUAUAAAUCAUGUGGCGCAUUGUUACGCGUUGUUGUUGCAUUUUAUAGACUGAUAAACUGUAUGCUUCUAAGGAUAGCACGAAUAGUCGGAGAUUAUUUUAAGUAAUCAUACGUAAAUGAAAUAAAAUUUUAGGUUUAACAUUAUGUAUUGACAAUUGCAUAAAAAUUUGAACAUGUAGGUAAUUUACAGAGGAAAUAACACCUCGUUAUUUUACAUACAAUAAAUUUGAUAUUGCACACAGUAUUUGCAUAAAGUAUGUAUUUAAUACUAGUGUAGCAAAAGGAUAGAUUUUUAGGCCCAGUGUCAUAGUGUCAUACACCUUCUCAUUAUACAAGAAGACACCUGUGAUAUAAAUAUAUCCCAAACUUUGGUACAAUCGAACUCGUCAAAAUUCUUUCGUAAAUGACAAUUAAUAUAACUCGCACGUUAAUACUGUUAGAAAGAAUUUAAGUUUUUCUAGACAAAAAAUAUAUAUCAAAUCCAGAGUUUUCUUGUACAUAUUGAUCACAAUUAUAAAUGUGUACAUAUGUUCGAAGAGCUAUUGAGACAAAAGCGAUUUUCUUAUAACGGAAAUUUGCCAUACUUUUAAGAAUAGUUAAUGCAAUUUGAUGUCUUGUUGAAAUUCAAUAAUGUACAUAUAACGAUAGUAUAUUUUUUUACUGGCAGUGGAUGUACUAUUACUCAUUAUAAUUUUAGGAAGUGUGUGGAUGUAAAUCAUUGUAAGCGAGAUGUAUGUAAUUUAAUAAAGUCUAAUCAUUUGUA
Molecule: messenger RNA, 3458 nt
Organism: Ceratina calcarata
Lineage: Eukaryota; Metazoa; Arthropoda; Insecta; Hymenoptera; Apidae
Gene: CycB3
Product: cyclin B3
Exons: 7
Coding region: 547-2055 (502 amino acids)
Biological process (GO): mitotic cell cycle phase transition
Molecular function (GO): cyclin-dependent protein serine/threonine kinase regulator activity
Source: RefSeq, a predicted model, not a curated record